Molecule: messenger RNA, 3990 nt
Organism: Puccinia graminis f. sp. tritici CRL 75-36-700-3
Lineage: Eukaryota; Fungi; Basidiomycota; Pucciniomycetes; Pucciniales; Pucciniaceae
Exons: 7
Coding region: 1-3990 (1329 amino acids)
Source: RefSeq, a predicted model, not a curated record
AUGACCGGCUUCAAGCCAGGUUACUUACAGGCCCUUUGCACUGUUCUAUUGUUGGUUAAUGAGCUCCCCAUGGAUUUGACGCGGUUUAGAGCGGUUGCCUUUCCGCCAAAUGCCAUCAAGCAUGUACCAUCAAGAGGACCAAGCGAAAUCCCCGACUUGGAACCCGCAAGGUGUGAAAUCCCGUUGUCGUCUCGAAGCUCCGAUACGCCCCCCCACCGUGAGGACCAGCUUUCAGGCGCGAAGGAAAACAUUGAAGGAAAAUUGCAGGUUGAUGGCAUUCUCUCUCCGGACAGCCACGAGCUUCUCGAAAGACCCUCCCAAGAUGGUGAUGGCUCUGUUGAUUCAUUGAACGAGCCCUCCGCUAGCGAUAUGGAAAUUCAACGCGAUACAGACAGGGAGAAGCCAGAUUCUCUAGCCAAACAACCUGUCAGUACCAGUCGCAACCAAAAUACGGAGAGUCGUAGAGUAGACCAUGGUAAAAAACUGGAACAACUUCAUAAGGCAGAAGAAUUACCGGGAGCGGCUGAGAACGUUGGCCAAAGCACUGAUUACCCCCACCUCACCUCCCACAAUCGAUACAAUCCCGAUGGAGGACACCCCUGGCCAACAUCACAAUACCGCCUGAGCGAAGUGCAUCCAGGAUACCCGUCGGUUCCCAAUCAUAAUGACUAUCGCGUUCGCCCAGUUAGGGAUCAAUCAACUUUGCAUUACCAACUACAUUACUACGAUGUCUGGGCACCCAUACCAGCCUAUCAACUCCACCGAGCUUACGCGUAUUUACCGGUGCCAAAAGAUGGGCCUUUCUCUUCAACCGUCCCACCCGUCUACGAUCAAUCGUAUGCUCACCCCGGAUUAUUGCAUCCAACCCACGACACCAGCUUUCAAGUAGACUACGGACACACAUUACCAGCCCGCGCGCAAGCCAUGGGUGAUUCGUCUACUUUAGGACGUUUUCCUGAUCAUAAAUCCAGCUCUAAAUCUUUCCCUUCCAGAUUCAAACAGCCAAAUAAAGGAAUGUAUCAGCGCAACAAAUCCGCUCCCCUCUGGAGAACUAAAGAUCAAGCUAGCUCAUCAACCAGUCUUUCUACAGAAAAGGCGCCCGGAAGCUCCAGCUCGGAAACCUGGUCUACAACAGGAGAAUCCAGCGACACACUUGAGUUCCCAAAGGAGUCUCUGCAGCUAUCACCAAGUUCAUGGUCAAUGUCACAACAUGAACCCAAGACAAAUCAAGAAAAUGCCGAAAUUGAAGAUAAACUUCAUCCGGGCAGCCCGCGUUCUGUGGAUAUCGAAAGCACAAGUGGCACGCACGGGACUCUUGGAAAAGCAAAAGAAGCUUCCCAAUACAACUCCUUUACUCCCGAAGUACAUUAUCGACCCACUGAAUACUCUAAGAAAACUACUAAUGAUCCUGAUCAAGUUCCGCGAAUCAUGCCAUCUGAGUUAGAGAAAGAAUCCACCAGGCGCCAAAAUUUGAAAUCUUCCCAAGGAUUUCCAAAAGACCUGGAUAUCUCCAAAGGCAAGGAACUAGCGUCCCCCGAAAAAGUACCUUCAGCGUCAGAGUCAAAUGCUGGAGACUCUUCGCAUGAUAGAACUACUUUGGAAAAUGUUAAUACUCAGGAAGUUUCUGAGCGAGGAAGUAUUCAGGAAGCUACUGAACGAGUAGAGCAGGUGCCUCAUGGCCAAGCACUACCACCUCGUCUUGAGCCAAAAAACGAAGGGUCAUCCCAGUCGUUCGAAGGAAAGCCCACGGAUGUUAGGACUGCAGCUGCGAAGCUAGAUGUGAUUAGCAACCAAAAAAAUGAUGUUUUAGGAAUGCGCUCCAGUUUUAGCGCGGACAGGAGCCGUGAUGUUGUCAAACUUGUGCAAAAAAAUAGGUUUGAAGUUCUCGAUAAGGUAGACCCUAGUGCGGCAUAUGACGAAAAACUUGAAGCAGCCGAAAAGCGACCUAAAUCAGCGGAGAAGCAUCCUGAAACAGCUGUGGCGCAGUCCAAACCGGCUGUGGAGCCACCUAAGGUAGCUGAGGAACACCAUCGAGCAGCCGAGGAGCACACUAGAGCGGCUGAGCGGCUGGCGGAAAGCGAAAAUCCUGAAAAUGCUGGGAGUACUGCGCAUCAAAGAACGAGCGACUCUGAGCGUGUUGCUGUUGCCUCUAGGGGAACUUAUGAUCCUAGGAUAAUUUUAGAUUCUGCGAGGCCUUACCUGAAAUCUAAAGUGAAGUUGGUUUUCGAUGCAUGGGACAAGGUCCCAAGUCUUCGAUCAUCAGUCCCAUCAAUCCAGUUUCCGAAAUUGUCCAGGCAAGCUUUUAUACGAAAGGUGGUAGAGCAUUCGCCAUCAUUGCCCUCAGGAACAUCGCUUUUGAAUUUCGUGACUAACUCCAAAUCAAAGUUUGGAAAUAUGAUUGGAAGACGAAUCGGAUAUAACAGUCACUCAGUUCCUCAUGCGGUCAAAGAAGAUCCAACUCAGAUAAUAUCGACAGAAGAGCCGAAAAAUAUCAAGCGGAUUGAUGCCUCCCAGUCGUCUCGUUUCUCCCCAACACCCUCUCUGAAGUCUCUGGAUUCUAAAUCAUACAAAUCACCAACAACGCCUCGAAGAGAAGAAACCCCACAGUUUUCCGACGAAGUUUCUGAAAGUCGGAAUGGACGACCGGGGUUGAAUGUAGACAAUUUUAUCGAUGGCCGGCCAAGUUUAAGUUCACGAAAUAGAAAAAGACUUCGCUAUGCCAAACUCAAGUCCAAGGAAGACAUGCCGAGUUAUGUUCAAGAGUACAUCGCUCAGAAUGCGGGGUCUAGGCAUCAGGAAAUUGAACUACUUAGGGUCCUUGGAAAGUACAUGAAGGCAGACAUUGUCGGCAGGUACACUCCAGUAUACUUAGAUGAAAAAGCGGCUCAUGUAAAUAAAGAAGCAGUUCACUUGAUCCAAGAAGCAGGCAACUCAGAAAAACAUGCAGUUCUCUCAGACGAAAAAGUGGGAGACUUCAACAAAGAAGACCCCGACCUCGAAGCCAUGAAUGAAUAUAUAGUCAAAAUGCACGACGGAAACUUCGGAGGCAAACAAUGGAAGUGGCUGACUGAAAAGAUUGGUGAAGUCGAAGGGAAAAGAAGGUGGAAAGCGCUGAUCAGACAAUUUAAUCAACCCAGAAUCCUGCUUGGAUUUGGGGGAUUCAAGAGACUGGCUCCUUACUGGAAAAUUGCAAGACUCGGAAGGGUUCUGAAACUGGGAGAACUUUGGCCAACAUUUUAUGAUGCGAAGUAUGCGGAUUAUUGGUGGUUGACAGAGGCCCUCCGAAACCCCUCCCUCAAGAUAAUCCUGAUUGAUAUCUUGGGCAAAGAAGAACUAGCCUACAGGAUGAACAAUAUUUUUGUCAUGGCUCGUCGUGUCUAUCCUCGCAAUUGGUUGGAUCCAAGUGAUUUGAGAACAGCUUACCAGCAAGGGCUUGACACGACUCGUAUUGUAAUUAUUGGUGAUUUUCUUCAAUUUGGAAGUAGCUACCUAAGCCUUGAAGCGGAGAAGACUUGGCUUCUGAGGGAUCCACAUCGAGAAAAACUUUACAAUGAUAGGUUUGAACUGCUGAAACACAAGUGGAAAUACGACAUGAAACUAUCACCAGAACAACUUGCCGACAUUCAUCCUGAGUUGCAACAAGAAUUGACCCAAAAGGAAAAGUUGUCAUCAGUCUGGUGGAAUCCAUCAGACGUGCUGGAGUGGCGAGAAUACCAGAUGGACCUCCUAACUAUGGCUAGAAUUGGCAUGGAAUUGAAGAUACCAAAAGAAAGAAAUCUUGAAAUUGAUUUAGAAGAACUAGAGAAAAUUUUGGAAAAGAAAAAAGAAGUUUCAAAAGAGAUGAAACAAAUUAUCCAAGAUUGGUUUAAAAAUAAUGCAAAUUCACCAUACAAUGAUCCAAUCUAUCUGGGCUCAGAAGGUAUACCACCACCUCCUACGUUUUUGGGUGCCUUAUCUGAUGUUAGAGACUUCUUAUCAAUCAGUUUCUGA